Cucurbita moschata (crookneck pumpkin) is the source of this 1225-nucleotide messenger RNA. RefSeq names its product RNA-binding protein 38-like. Gene Ontology annotation, molecular function: RNA binding. The transcript has 6 exons. The record is from RefSeq and is a predicted model, not a curated record. The coding region runs from base 285 to 1070 and encodes 261 amino acids. NCBI's taxonomy places the organism in Eukaryota, Viridiplantae, Streptophyta, Magnoliopsida, Cucurbitales, Cucurbitaceae.
CCAUCCAGCAAAUUAGAGUUUGCACCUGUCGGAUUUUCUCUCUCCUUUCUCUCAACCUAUCAAAAUUAUAACAGCCAUCACCAACGGCUUCAACCCCCUGCCAGUGGCAUCAUUUUUCUUGCUACUUUCUUCUUCUUCAUCCACUCCAACCCCAAAAAUGCAGCUCGGUCGAAGAACGUAUUCAAACCCGAGAGCUUUUUAGAGCCUCUCGAUACAUAUAUAUCUAUAUCUAUAUCUAUAUCUAUAUCUAUAUUUCAUGCAGAAGAAGCUUCGUGUUAUCGACCAUGGCGUACCCACAUUACCGAUCCCAAUUCGGAGAUACCACUUUCACUAAAGUGUUCGUCGGUGGGCUAGCUUGGGAGACGCCCACCGACGAAAUGAGGAGAUAUUUUGAGCAAUUCGGCGACAUUCUUGAAGCUGUGAUUAUCACCGAUAAGAACACCUCCAAAUCCAAAGGAUACGGCUUUGUCACGUUUCGAGACGCUGAAUCUGCGAGAAGGGCUUGUGCUAAUCCAAACCCAAUGAUCGAUGGGAGACGAGCUAAUUGUAACAUUGCUGCAAUGGGUCGGCCUCGGCCUUCGCCUCCACGAGGACGAGGGCAGGGUGGCGUAAACCCCUAUCAAGGAAGUACAAUGCAGGCAGCACCAUCUUAUAGUGGAGUCCCGCCGCCGUUAAACCAGCCACCGCUUCCUCCGCCGCCGCCCCCUGUCGUUUAUUCACCAUACGGAUACCCAACAUACACUACUGAUUAUGGCUACCACCACCAGCACUACCAGCACCACCAACAACCAGUGUACAACCCAUAUUUCUAUGGCUAUUCAUUACAAUCCCCCAGAGGAGCAUUUCCCAGUCCUUCACAGUCGCAUCAGCCCCGUGUAGCGGUUCCUCCUUAUGUGUACUAUCCUCCUCCCGCCGCCGCCGCCGCCGCCGCUCAGUUUGAAGGCUCGUUCAGCUAUCCUCCUCCUCCUCUGAUACGACACCGUUUUGCCUCCACAGAUUCACAGACAUCUCAGCAAACUCCUCCAGAAGCUGAAGCUGAAGCUGUUACCUCUGAAACUUCAACCACCUGAGAGAACGAAUUCACAAAAACCAAACCAAACCAAAUCGAACCGAACCGAAUUAUUGGUUCAAUUUCUCAUGCCAAAAAAAAAAAAACCCAAAAAAAAAGGUGGAGAUAGAAAAUUGUAUAAAGUUGACUACUUGAUCGAUUUGACCGUCUUUUUCA